Messenger RNA from Clupea harengus (Atlantic herring), 189 nucleotides. Its product is annotated as protein kinase 4-like. The annotation marks the transcript as partial. The record is from RefSeq and is a predicted model, not a curated record. Lineage: Eukaryota; Metazoa; Chordata; Actinopteri; Clupeiformes; Clupeidae. The transcript is spliced from 2 exons.
ACAAAACAACAACUAGAGGAUAAGAAUAAAGAGAUGGAGAAAACAAAACAACAACUAGAGGAGAAUAAUAAAGAGACAGAGAAGACAAAACAACAACUAGAGGAGAAUAACAUAGAAAUGGAGAAGACAGAGAAAACAAAACAACAACUAGAGGACAAGAACAAAGAGAUGGAGAAGACAAAACAACAA